Molecule: messenger RNA, 884 nt
Organism: Diospyros lotus (date-plum)
Lineage: Eukaryota; Viridiplantae; Streptophyta; Magnoliopsida; Ericales; Ebenaceae
Exons: 5
Coding region: 58-591 (177 amino acids)
Source: RefSeq, a predicted model, not a curated record
CCUAAUUAAUUGAUAAAAAAAAAAAACAGGGGAGAAAGAGAGAGAGAGACAGUAGAGAUGGAACCGGUCAUGGAAGACGAAGAGUAUAACUGGAGAGAAGUGAAGCUACCGUUGCUGGUUCCGGUGGUGGAGCCGUCGGAGCUGGAUCGGGAGACCGGCGAGCGACGCCGCGGCCGCGACAUCCUCAUUGCCGUCGAUCAUGGCCCCAACAGCAAGCACGCCUUCGACUGGGCCGUCACCCACCUCUGCCGCCUCGCCGACACCGUUCACCUCGUACACGUUGUCUCCAGUUUGAAGAGUGAUAUUGUGCAUGGGGCUGCUGAGGGCCUAAUGGAGAAGCUUGCGGUAGAGGCUUUUGAGGUUGCUAUGGUAAGGACGCUGGCUCGUAUUGUUGAAGGAGAUGUAGGGAAGGCAAUUUGUAAGGAAGCAGAAAGGUUGAAACCUGCAGCUGUAGUUUUGGGUACCAGAGGCCGAAGCUUAAUGCAAAGUGUACUGCAGGGAAGUGUGGGUGAAUAUUGCUUCCACAAUUGUAAAAUAGCACCCAUUAUCAUAGUUCCUGGAAAAGAAGCUGGAGAUGCAUCAGUGAUUUAGUUGGAAACAUAUUCUGCUGCGAAACCUUGUUCCAUUGUAAGUGAUGUAGCAGCUGUUAAGAAGAGAAGUUUACUUCUAUAGUUUGCAAGUCCAUGUUGAUAGUUGUUUAGGGAUUCAUAGAGACGAAGUGUGGUUAAUUCUCUAUUAAUGGUCGUGUGGCCAUUCUCUGUUAACACUUUGCAGCUUGAUGUAAAAAUUGUUUAAAAUGGGCAAGGAAGUAAAACUCAAUGUUGGGUGAUUGUUCAAUCUGAGCUAUGUAAAUAUUUACAAGUAAUAAAUAUUUAAUUUGACUA